Jatropha curcas is the source of this 3029-nucleotide messenger RNA. RefSeq names its product KDO transferase A (gene KDTA). Gene Ontology annotation, molecular function: transferase activity. Gene Ontology annotation, cellular component: plasma membrane. Gene Ontology annotation, biological process: lipid A biosynthetic process. The record is from RefSeq and is a predicted model, not a curated record. NCBI's taxonomy places the organism in Eukaryota, Viridiplantae, Streptophyta, Magnoliopsida, Malpighiales, Euphorbiaceae.
UCACUCAGAGUGCACUAUCGGGCAUAGUUACCGAGAUUUAUCGGUGCCGUGCACGGAGGCCAAACCGACGAUUAGAAAGGGGAGUUAACAGCACACUAGUCACUAGACAUGGCUGCCGCUGGGAACAAAGGAAUGUUGCUGUACAAAAUUUACAGGGCGCUGAGCUACGGUCUAACACCGCUAUUUCACCUUCACCUAAGGUGGCGCCGUCGCCAAGGACUCGAGCAUCCGACUCGAUGGCCUGAGAGACUGGGCUGUCCCUCCCUCCCUCGCCCCUCUGGUCCUCUCCUUUGGUUUCACGCUGUCUCCUUAGGUGAAGGAAUAGCGGCUAUACCUGUCAUUAAACGGUGCAUUCAGUGCCGGCCUGAUUUAAGCAUCUUGAUGACAACUACGACCUUGUCUGCAUUUGAAGUUAUAAAGAAUCAGCUUCCAAGUGGUGUCUUAUAUCAGUUUUCCCCACUCGAUACCCCUGCUGCUAUGGAGGCUUUCCUUGGCUACUGGAAGCCAAAUGCUAUAAUGAUAAUGGAGAGUGAACUAUGGCCAAAUCUUAUCAUGAGUUCAUCAAGAAAGGGUAUUUCACUAGCUCUGUUAAAUGCUCGAGUAUCUACGAAAUCCUUUAGAUUAUGGUCACAACCAUUGCUUCUUCCACUGAUCUCACUUAUGCUUUCUAAAUUUUCCUUGAUCAUCCCACUGAGUACCAUGCAGGCAAUUUGCUUCCAGGUUCUGCAGGCCCCACCUUCUAUCAUUAACUUUUCGGGUGACUUGAAAUUUGCAGUCGAAUAUGAUUUUUCUAAUGGAGGGACAGGAAGCAUAGAACAUCUGGAGAGGCAGCUUGGCUGUAGGAAGGUUUGGAUGGCUUCUUCCAUACAUAAGGGUGAAGAAAAAGUUAUUCUGGCAGUUCAUAAAACACUCUUGCAAGCAUUCCCUGAUCUGAUCACUAUCAUUGUACCUCGUUAUCCACCACACGGACAACAGAUUGCUCAAGAAUUGGAAAAAGAGGGGCAAAAUGUAGCUUUGAGGUCUCUGCAUCAAAGGAUUAUGCCAGGAACACACAUUUAUGUUGUGGAUACUUUAGGUGAACUGAGACAAUUGUACAGGUUAUCUCCUAUAGCUGUGAUUGGGGGUUCCUUCUUCCCGGGUUUAGCUGGCCACAAUAUAUCAGAAGCUGCAGCAGCUGGCUGUGCAGUUUUGACUGGCCAUUAUGUUGGGCAUUUCUCACACAUGUUAAAUAGGAUGCAACAAAUAAAUCCUUUAUCAGUUAUUCAGGUGUCCAGUACCUUAGAGCUUGAAGAAGCUAUUAUGGAACUCUUUAGUGAUGCCAGAGUUCUAGAAGUACGACGCAUGGCUGCAAAACAAGCAUUCCAUUUUCUGUCCAGAGGCAUCAUCACCAAUGUCUGGAAUCUGCUCAAUUAUCAUGUUCUGAGAAAAUCUUUGUGUGAAAGUAGAUGAAAACUGGCACAGAGACCAUAAGUUACUGUGGCUUUGAAGACAGACAACAUGGGCUUCUGUCGUUACUUCUUGCACAACUACCCCAGCAGUUGAUCUAGCGUGUAGAUCCUCUUGCAUAUCCUUGAAGAAGAGGAGUUGAAUCCUUACAGAAGCAAGAGAACUGACUCACAUCUGCAUCACCUCUAAGUGUAUGGAGUAUUCCUUGAAAGAGAAACUCAUCGCAUGGUAUAGCCAGAGGGCCAUCUUUGUUACGACCAUGAUCUUCAUAUGCUUGGUCUAGCAGCUGCCUGAAAAUUGGGUGGUUUAAAUAAUCUGCUCUCAUGACAAACCUUUUUCUAGCUUCCCCAACCACAACGGAUUUCACAUAUAUAAUGCUCUAUAGGAUGGGCCAUGAAGUGAUGUUUCAAGUGGUCUUCUCAAGGAUUUGGGUGUUUACUGGCUUAAGAGUGGUUUCUAUUUAUCAAUCAGGAGCUGAGAUCUUUUCAGUUACUUUCUCUACAAUGAAUGAUUUUACACGUCAUGUUCACCAACAUGGUAUUGCAAGUUUUAUAUUUUCCAGGUAAUGGUCAUGAAUUUGAAUGUGAUCUAUUGUUCAAGGUUGUCGCUUAGUCUUUCAUUGCAUUAGUCAUAGUUCAUCCUUGAGAAAAGGGAAAAUGAAGAAGGCAGUUUAGUCACAUGCCUUAAGUUCUUCACACACAUGUUUCUGCGAACUUUUCUAACAUGCAAAUGGUGUUAAACUGUGCCUGAAUUAUGACUAUUUAGAGAGCUCGCAUUCGAGCAUGUUUUGCAUAUGUGAACUCUAAACAGUUCAAAAAUGGAUGGACACUGCUUUCAGAGAAGCAUCUAAAGGGGUGCUUUUCUGAAUUAUUUCCAAAAGCUAUGGCAAACAGACAAGUUGAUUCGUACCAUAGAAAAUUAUACACGUCAUAUAUUAAACAUAGUGAGUCAAAAUGGGCUGUGAUCUGCUGCCUUUUGAUUUUAAUCUGUUGGCUAAGCCUGGCCCUUUAGCAGGGGGACUCCCCUUAUAGAUCACUACUUAAUUGGCUUUUGAUGUGAGAGUAGGCACAUGGUUUUUGCCUUGCUUUCCUUGUGAAGCAUUCAGACUCAAAAACAUUGAAUUUAAAUUGAAAGUUUAAGAAUAAGAGAAGUUGUAGUGCAGUAAGACUUGUGAUAAGUUUGUUAUAGUUGUCAAUAUUCGUUUGCAUUUUUCCAUUAAAUGUCUAGUAGAAAUCAAUAAAAUUACUGAAUUAGACAUUUGGAUAAAAGAUCUGUAUGACACUAGCAAUCUUGUUCAUCUCUUGGAUAUAAUACAUUUCCUUGCUUACAAUCUCAUUGACGGUUAGGCAAAUUUCUCAACCGCUAUGGUAACAUUGAGAACGGUGAUUAGAGAAUUGGCUACUGGGUCCUUGCACUAGCAAUUUACAUUUCCUUUGGUUGCUCUUUUCUGAGUUCUCUGUACAGACGAUGAACAUGUAAGUGGUUAUAUCUGCCAGAUGUGUUUCCUUCGUUAGUUUGUUCUAUAAACAAUUCAUAUUUAGGCAAUAAAUGGGUAAUCUGAAAGCGAUCCAUCAUACUUGGAA